Molecule: messenger RNA, 366 nt
Organism: Dentiscutata erythropus
Lineage: Eukaryota; Fungi; Glomeromycota; Glomeromycetes; Diversisporales; Gigasporaceae
Source: the annotation of a GenBank genome assembly
AUGCCAGAAACAAUAUCUGUCACCAAUCCCAAUAAUCCGCAAAUUAAAGUGACAAUGUCACAGGAUGUUUCAACACAUUCUUUGGAAUAUCCAAUUGGUUCAACUCAAACUGUUAAAUGGGAUAGUUCUAAUCUUUCUGAGGAUCCUGAAAUCUCAAUUCAAGUAUAUAAACUUUUUCCAACCAUUCCGGAACCAACCUAUCUCGAUGUUUGGCCAUCUCCAAUGACUUCAAAGCUAUCCCAGAAACCAACUACGUUUCUUAUUGAUCCAAAUCUCUUUUCACCUGGUGAGUGGUAUGUCGUGCGAGUCUCGUUGGUCGCUGAUGAUAAGGUUUCCGGAAUUUCGGAUCCAUUUAGUGUCAAGUAA